AACGAGAACGCGGGGAGGUCGGGGAGAAAAGAUGAGAAGCUCGCGGCGUGCGGAUGUGGCUUGGGUUUUUGACCGACGGGAAGCGGAAAUUUAGAGGCCGGAACGGAUCUUACAUUGGCGACGAAGGAUAAAAAGAUGAGUGAUGCGCGCCCGCUACCACAGUUCCGCUGUGAUGACAUCGAAAAGAGCAAACUUCACAAGGAAUGGGAAGCCUGGAAAGGCUCUCUGGAAUGCUACUUUGAGUCGGAAGACAUAAUAGACCAGAAGAAGAUGCGCUCCAAGCUGCUGCAUUUGGGUGGUCCUCAGCUACAAAUGCUGUUCAAGUCCUUGCCGGAUAGCGAAAAGUAUGCCUUCGUCACUCCCGAAAAACAAUACUACGACGUGGCGAUUGCAGCAUUUGACAAGUUCUUUCGUCCGGGUCACCAGGAUGUGCUGGAGAGGCAUAAACUGCGGCACAUGAAGCAGAAACCUAAUGAAAGAUUUGCUGAGUUCGUAGUGCGCCUCAGGCAGCAAGCGCUCGAGUGCGGGGUAGACAAAUACACCGCCAAGUUCCGCAAGAUAUUAACAGAUAUCAUGCUGAUCGACGCGAUUGCAGAAGGUUGCCAGUCGGACGAAUUGCGGCGAAGGAUAUUGCAGAAGGACCGAACGCUGGACGAGAUUGAGGAAAUUGGGACGUCACUGGAAGAAGUUGACCGUCAUGUCAAGGAUUUUGGAUCUUCUCGAGAAGCGAUGGUGUCUGCUAACCAGAUCAGACAUGAUGGUCCUAGUAAGAUGGCCUACAACAGAACCAACCAGGAUACCCAAAACAGGUCCCAAAUCCAUACAAGAGAUCUCUCAGCGGGAAAUGCUUCAUCUCGAUCUCGUUUCCAAGCCGAAGCCCAGAACGCAAGAGCAGUGCGGUGCUUUAAAUGCGGACGUCUGGGUCAUUUCUCGUUCGAUCCUGAGUGUCCUGCGGUCAAGGCGACCUGCCCGAUUUGCAAGAAAGUUGGCCAUUUCAAAGAGCAGUGCCGGCAAAGAAAGCCAUACGCGGGGGAACGAGAUCGAUCUGGGCCAGCAAUGAAAAUUCGCGCCGUGCAAGAGACUGUAAAACCGGAUGUUAAGGAUGAGAUCUGCGCGAACGAUUGCAAUCAAGAAGGGGAGGAACGCAAAACAUACUAUGCCUUCUAUUCAGGAUGCGAGGCAAAUCUGAUUCGAUGCCAAGGGGCAGGAAACUCCAAGUAUAAUUAGUUAAUUUAAGUAUACUUACGGUAUUUUAAUAUACUUGUUAGUAUACUAACGAAAUUCGAAUCACGAGACCACCUUAACUUUACGCUUCUUGGCUUUGACAGUUCGUUUCGUUCGUUUGCUUGCCUGUGAUUAUGUUUACGUUGAGCACGAGGCUGAGCAUUAAAAUUGUCAAUAGGUGACAGUUUUUAGGUUUAAUCACAGUUUUAAAGCUGAAAAAUGAACAAAAACGACAGGGUUCACAUGAUAGCAACCAGACGUGAUUUUUUGCACAUUAUAGCCAUCACAUGCUGCUAGUUGGUGAUUCCCAUUCAACUUGCCGGUCUGUCUGGUUUUCGUCUGCUAAUUCGAUCACCCAGCUGUAGCCAGACAGCAUAUCCCUAGGCAUAUCCACUUUUUUAAAUACCGAAAAGGGCAAUUCCUCGGUCUGGGACAAUUUUACCUAUAGGUACUAAAUCGCCGCAGCUUUUUGCCUCGCGGGUUCUGUGUCAAGAGCCCAGUUAAUUGAGAAUUGAUUAUAGAAUGUUUCCCAAACCCUUGAAGAAAUUUGGCACAACCCGCCGUUUCAGCCGUUUCUUCUAUUUGGCAGAAACUUCAUCGGACUCUUCCGAAUUCGAUCAAAAACUUGAUCCCAAACCUUCCAGCUCAGCUUGUUCCAGCUCCAAAUAACGGUCGCGUAAAGAUCCUUCAUCUUCUUUACAAAUACUAUAUCCCAAAAGUAAGGUCCCCCACUUCAGUAACCUACGACGGAUUCCUCCUCAUAAUGUAGGUACUCUAAGCUCUCCUCUCGGCAGCACCGAACUGGCCUGCCGGUCCUUUGAGUGAUCAAUCGCUUCCUGCAUAAUCCCGUGCAACUGGCGAAGUCUUCUCCACCAAAAUCAUUUCCGCAACGGGUCCGCACAGUCCCCGUGUCCGCGCAUAAUCUGCGAUAAUAUCAUUGAAAAUAUCAAAAUGUAAUCGCCAGAAGCCCCCUCCAAGCCAACGAAAGUCACCACUCCGGGAGAUCUUUGGA
Molecule: messenger RNA, 2236 nt
Organism: Culex pipiens pallens (northern house mosquito)
Lineage: Eukaryota; Metazoa; Arthropoda; Insecta; Diptera; Culicidae
Exons: 2
Coding region: 136-1227 (363 amino acids)
Molecular function (GO): zinc ion binding; nucleic acid binding
Source: RefSeq, a predicted model, not a curated record